AUGGCCGAGGAGGGUGAAUGGUCGGCGAAUGCCAAUGACGCCCUGAACAUCGGCCUCGUCAGGCCGACCGAUGCGGGCCUCAAAGCGAUCGCCACGUUCAAUCCGAGAUUCACAUAUCCCAUCUUCGGUAAUGAGGAGCAGAUCUUUGGCUACAAGGGUCUCAAGAUCAACCUUCGCUACUCCGCCAACGACAUGCGCCCUCACGUCCAGAUCACGUCGAAAGAGAAAUUCAAGGCUAUAGGCGACACAGAGCCAACGGACAUCAGGGCUGUUCUGCAGGAGCAUCUGCCCACAAUUGCCUUCUCCAGUGUCAAGGAUUUCGAGGCCAGUGUGCAGAAGACUACGAAAGAAUGGAAGCCACCUGGAGAGCUGCACACGAGCUUCGAGACCCAGGAUGGAACAUACGAGAUCCGCAAAGGCAGCCUUACGGAUCCUGCCAUUCAUCAGCUGAUCACCCGAGUCGAGAUUUUCGUACCACUCUUCAUCGAGGGUGGCUCCUAUAUUGCCCGGGAUCCCCAGGCGGCAGACCCGUGGAAGGUACCGGAGGACGCCGCCCGAUGGACCGUCUUCCUGCUUUACAGGAAACAACCUGUCGCCGAUGAUGCAGCUCAGUCACCGUACACCUUUGUGGGAUACUCCACCAUAUACCGAUUCUUCUACUUCCAGGCGCCCUCACCUCCGGCGUCUCCUGCGGCCGACUGGGAGCUUCCCAAGGGCGAUUUUGAGAUCACUAAUCUCCCCUGCCGAACUCGUCUGUCGCAGUUCGUCAUCCUGCCGCCCUUCCAGGGCAAGGGUAUUGGCGCCAGACUCUACAAGAGCAUAUUCGAGCACUACCUUGCCAACCCCCUGGCCAUGGAGCUCACUGUCGAGGACCCCAAUGAGGCUUUCGAUGACAUGCGAGACCUUUCGGACCUCACUUAUCUGAAAACCGUUCCCGAAUUCGCCCAGGUCCGCAUCAACACUGACAUCAACGUGCCCGACGACUCGUCCAAGGCGGUGCCUCGCGACAUUGUCGACUCGGACCUUCUCGACAAGUUGCGCCGCAAAACCAAGAUCGCCCCGAGGCAAUUUGCCCGGUUGGUCGAAAUGCAUACCAUGUCACAACUCCCUGCAUCCGUGCAGCCCAGCUUUGGUGUCGAUAAGAAAGCCAAGCCAACGCGAGCCGAGGCACACCAGUAUCGCCUCUGGCGCAUGUUUGCCAAGCAGCGCGUUUAUCGUCAGAACAAAGAUAUCCUCGGCCAGAUCGACCUUCCCGAGCGUCGCGAAAAGCUGAACGAGGCCCUGGGCAGUGUUGAGCUGGAGUACGCGCGCCUUCUGGCGGCGCAUGAAAGGUGGGAGAAGCACUAUGGCCAGAACUCUUCAAACGGGAAGAGGAAAUCAGUGGACGAGGCAGUGGGCCAAGGGUUGAGCAAAAAAGCUCGUGUGGAGGAUGCCUAG
Molecule: messenger RNA, 1437 nt
Organism: Verticillium dahliae VdLs.17
Lineage: Eukaryota; Fungi; Ascomycota; Sordariomycetes; Glomerellales; Plectosphaerellaceae
Product: histone acetyltransferase type B catalytic subunit
Exons: 3
Coding region: 1-1437 (478 amino acids)
Biological process (GO): subtelomeric heterochromatin formation
Cellular component (GO): nucleus
Molecular function (GO): histone H4 acetyltransferase activity; histone binding
Source: RefSeq, a predicted model, not a curated record